AUUGUCUGUGAGUUGUGAAAAUAGAUCUGGAACCCCUCAACUCAAGUCUCCACCCCAAACACCGGAAUAUUUCCCCCCUCACCGUCCCUGCAUCCAUCAUGAGUCAAUCGGGUCUGCCUGCCGCCUCUGGUGCCUCAGAUGCCCCGGGGGCACCCUCGGCCUCACCCGCCUCGGCUGAUAUCUCGAGCAUCCGUCAAAAUCUAGCCGUCCUAUCCACGGGCUCGUCGGGCAUGGCCCAUCGGGAUCUGGGCGAGCGAUAUCGCCAGAUCCUGGAGCUAAUCCUCACCCUGGGCGAAGAUCAGCUAGUCCACGGGGUCAAGGCCUUCAUCGAGGCCAUCGUCAACGAGAACGUGUCGUUGGUGAUCUCGCGGCAAUUGUUGGCCGACUUGGUGUGCAAUCACCUGACCAAAAUGGAGGACUCGGUGUCCAAGGCUGUGUCGCAUUACACCUUGGAGAUCGUUCAGCCCCGCGUCAUCUCUUUUGAGGAUCAGGUGGGCGCCAUUCGGCAGCACUUGUCCGAUAUCUACGAGCGGGAAGAGAAUUGGCGAGAAGCGGCCAAGGUCUUGGUGGGCAUCCCGCUGGAAACGGGUCAGAAACAGUACUCGGUGGAUUACAAGCUCGAGACGUAUCUCAAGAUCGCUCGCCUCUAUCUCGAGGACGAUGAUUCCACGCAGGGCGAGGCCUACAUCAAUCGAGCUGCUCAAUUGCAGACCCAGACCAAGAACGCUCACCUUCAGAUCAUCUAUAAAGUUUGUCAAGCGCGGGUGUUGGAUUACAAGCGGAAAUUCAUCGAAGCCGCAUCCAGGUAUAACGAAUUGUCCUUCAAGACGAUUAUUCACGAAAGCGAGCGAAUCACUGCCUUGAAGAACGCCAUGAUCUGCACGAUUUUGGCCUCCGCGGGACAACAUCGAAGUCGUAUGUUAGCCACACUCUACAAGGACGAACGAUGCCAACAGAUGCCCGCCUUCAGUAUCCUGGAAAAAAUGUACUUGGAUCGCUUGAUCAAACGUUCGGAUUUGCACGAUUUUGAAGCCCUUUUGCAACCUCACCAAAAAGCCACGACGUCAGAUGGAUCCACCAUUUUGGAGCAUGCCGUGGUCGAGCACAAUCUCUUGGCCGCCAGUAAGCUCUAUAAUAAUAUCACUUUCGAAGGCCUGGGCGCUCUUUUGGAGAUUCCCGGUGAAAAGGCCGAACGCAUCGCCAGUAAAAUGAUCACCGAAGAGCGAAUGUUGGGGAGCAUCAACCAAAUCGACUCGAUCGUCCACUUUGAGAGCCGGGAUGUACUCGAGACCUGGGACAAACAAAUCCAGACCCUUUGCUUCCAAGUCAACUCCAUCAUGGAUAAGAUUGCCGCCGUCGAACCCACGUGGCUGGCCAAAGCCCUGGAUGAGCAGAUGACUUGAAAGCCAACCCCACAAUCCCCCACCCCCUAGUUUGCCACCAAUAAAAAAACGAUCCUUUAUUCAUGCUAAAACGAAAACAAGACGAAACAUUA
This is a messenger RNA of Tigriopus californicus, 1495 nucleotides long. RefSeq names its product COP9 signalosome complex subunit 4-like (gene CSN4). Gene Ontology annotation, cellular component: COP9 signalosome; cytosol. The transcript is spliced from 3 exons. Lineage: Eukaryota; Metazoa; Arthropoda; Copepoda; Harpacticoida; Harpacticidae. The record is from RefSeq and is a predicted model, not a curated record. Bases 99 to 1403 code for a protein of 434 amino acids.